AUGACCAACGCUACAAUUCAGGAGAUAGAAGGUAUAGAUGACUACUGGGGCCCGGCAUUCCGCUCAGUAUACGAAGGAGAGGGUGGCCAUGAAGCAUUUGUCCAGCAAUUGGAUGAAAGAAUCAAACAGCAUGACAGGGAGAUUGAGAAAUUAUGCAAUUUCUAUUACCAGGGUUUCAUAGAUUCAAUUCGUGAGUUGUUACAAGUGAGGUCUCACGCUGAAGAGCUGCAUGCAGAGAUAUCUAAUGUCGACUCUAAUGUAAAAGAGACAACAGACAGUCUGUGUUCAAGAGCAGAGGAGCUAAUAAGGGCCCGCAGAGUUGAGUUGAACAUUGCAGCUACUAUUGAAAAGAUGGAACUCUGUCUACCACUUCUCACUACAUAUUCCAAAUUGAAGACACAAGUGGAUGCUAAAAGAUACUAUCCAGCUCUAAAAACAUUAGAGCAAUUAGAGCAUGUAUUGCUUCCCCGAGUAGGGCCGUACAAAUGGUGUUCCCAGAUAUCUGCAGAUAUACCUCGUCUCAGACAGGCUAUACAGGAUGCUUCGAUGGCGGAUUUGAGAGAUUUCUUAGAGAAUAUACGGAAACUUAGUCCACAGGUUGGUGCGAUGGCAUUGAAACAAACUCAAGAUAUGCUCGGAAGGAGUUUGGAGAAUAUUGUCAAAAAUAAAAAAGAAAUGAUGGGAGGCUUAGGUAAAGAUAAUAUUGGUCCACAAUGUCCUCAUGAGCUGGUAGAUUUCAGUCCUCUACAUAGAUGUCUUCAUAUACACAGUGUUCUUGGAGCUAAGAAUGAUUUCAUACAAUAUUACAGGGCACAGCGGAAACAGCAAGCUCGGUUAGUUCUGAUCCCGGCUACAGGAAACUUACACGACUCUAUCCAAGGAAUGAAGAGUUACCUGAGUGCUGUUCUAGGCUUCUUCAUUCUGGAAGAACAUUUACUCACUACCGGAGCUGGUCUGGUCUCCAAAGACUGGCUGCUGGAUACAUGGAGCAUGUCCGUUAAUAAAGUGGCAUCAACUUUGAGGACCAAUACCUCACUUAUUACUGACCCUACGCUUAUGUUGAGCAUCAAACAUCAAAUAAUGCUGUUUAUUAAUACUCUCAAGUGCUACGGGCUGCCCCCGGAGCCGCUGCCGGCCGUGCUGCAGGAGAUGGCGGAGCACUACACGGAGGUGCUGAUGCAGCGCUGGGUGGCCGUCUUCAGGGACAUCCUCGAUAACGCCGCAUUCCUACCAAUAGAGGUAGCGGAUCAAGAACAAUACGAUGGUGUUAUGGAUACAUUUCCCUAUGACGGAGAUGAAUUGGAAACACAGCCGUUUCCGAGGAAGUUUCCGUUCUCGUCAGUAGUUCCAGCAGUAUACGUGCAGGUGAAGGAGUUCAUCUACGCGUGGCUGAAGUACUCCGCGGGAGUGGGGCUGUGCGGGGCGCGGCGCGCGGCGCAGGCCCGCCACUCCGCCUCGCUGCUCCUCAGCAGGUCCUUCACAGGAUGCCUCUCUGCACUCUUCAGAAGACCAUUGCCACUGAUGCAGCUGGUACAGAUAAUAGUAGACACGCAGUAUCUGGAGGACGCUACGUUAUUUCUAUACGAGUUCAUAAGUAACAUAACGGGCUCCGAGCUUGUCACCACACAGGCUGCGGGCAGCAUGUUCCAGGCUGCGCGCGAUGACGCUGAACAGCAGAUCUGCAACAACUUGGAGAAAAAGGUCGAUGAGUUCCUCGACCUUGAGAACUACGACUGGUUGUUGGUGGAACCAACCGGACAAGCGUCAGCAUUCGUUACUGAUAUGUUGAGCUAUCUGUCUGGUGUACUCACAUCGCUGGAACAGCUACCGGAACGCGCCAGAGUGGCAGCAGUCCGUGCGGCGACAAACCGCAUAGCAACACGGCUGCGGAACCUGCUGAUGGACCCCGCGGUGAAGCAGGUCUCCUCCGGCGCACUCUACCAGCUCGACCUCGACGUCAUACAGUGCGAGCAGUUCGCGGCCGGCGAGCCUGUGCCAGGGCUCAAGGAGGGUGAACUGCUCGAACACUUCGCCAGCUUAAGGCAACUUUUGGAUUUAAUAACCGGCUGGGAUUGGUCAUCAUAUCUUCACGACGUAGGCAUAGAAGGGGGUAAAUACGCGCUAGUUACGCCACGAGACGCAGCCACAUUACUCGAGAAACUAAAAGAAGCGGAACAGAAGUCGUCUGUCUUCUCCGUUCUAAAGAAGAACGAAAGAGACAGACGUAAGCUUCUCGACACUGUACUCAAACAAUUGAAGCAACUUCAGAAUCCAGAUGGUUGAAUUAAAACUAAUAAUUUUGA
Messenger RNA from Papilio polytes (common Mormon), 2303 nucleotides. RefSeq names its product exocyst complex component 6 (gene Sec15). Bases 1 to 2283 code for a protein of 760 amino acids. Gene Ontology annotation, cellular component: membrane; exocyst. The transcript has 16 exons. The record is from RefSeq and is a predicted model, not a curated record. Gene Ontology annotation, biological process: exocytosis; Golgi to plasma membrane transport; intracellular protein transport. Lineage: Eukaryota; Metazoa; Arthropoda; Insecta; Lepidoptera; Papilionidae.